AUGUCUUCUCCUGUCCCUCCCUCUGCCCCUCCGCAUCGAGACCAGGGUCUUCCUUCGGAGCAGACCGAAGUAAAAGAAGCUGCGUUGUCUCAGCCCUCUGGCUUGUCGCAGCCAACCGCCGAGGCUCGGCCUCGUUACGAAGUGCAUUCAGGCACUCGUUUUGAAAUGCUUACGGGAAGAGCCCGUCAAGAGGGUCAGCCUCAAGCUGACACCUCCCUUUACGAUGGCAUGAUGCUAUCUGAUCAGCCAACAGCCGUUCAGCGCUUGCGGCCUCAUUCUCGGAUCCCUCGUCCUCGUCCUCUGGGCCAGGUCUUCACAACCCUGCCAGAGCUGGGUAUCAGCAAUGAUACCAAACCCGAAGAACAGGUGCCGGAUGUUCUUCGCCCGGGGGUUUCAACAACCCCCACCGAGAUAGAGGCUGCCAGCAACGACCGUCUGCGCCGCCUUGACCAGACGCCACGGGAACGCCACGGUCCUGUUCUGCGGAUUUCACCAGCUGCAGGCAGGUUCCUCGUGGGUUCCCCGAACGACGAUGAUCAGAUUGCCUCUCUGCCUUCGUUUCCCUCUGCGCCAUAUGUGCGCUCUCCGUACUCGCUGCGGAUCUCCUCCCCGCUGCGCCAGUCAUCCUCGCUGGCUUCGACCCCCAUCGGCAGCCAAGCAGGCCUAGUCAAGGCAAGCCGACCUGAGGGUCUCGACCCUUUGGCCCCGGUGCCUGCCCCGUCCGCCAACCAGCCUCCGGCAAACGACCCGGUGAGCCCCGCGACAAUUGCCCAGCCGCAAGGCGGGCAUGGGAAUUCAACUUCCCUGUCGUCGGCGGAAAUCACCCAGUGCGUCAACCGGCUGGGAAAGCGGUUGGUCAAGGAGAACGACGUCGAGCAGCAAAAGAAGCUGUACGCAGACUUGGUUCGUCUGGUCUCCCUCCGCGCCGACGUGAUGAGCCAGGAGGCCCUUCUUGCCGAGCAGGCGACCGCUCUCGUGGUGAUGGGUGCGGAGUCCCGUAGACGUCAUGGGAUGGCGUCUAUGCGGGCUCUCACCCUCUACCAAGAGGAUGGGAGCCUCCUCAACGAGGAGGUGCCGACUGAUCGGAUCGUCACGGAGUGGUAG
This is a messenger RNA of Penicillium cataractarum, 1104 nucleotides long. RefSeq lists its product as uncharacterized. Bases 1 to 1104 code for a protein of 367 amino acids. The transcript has 5 exons. The record is from RefSeq and is a predicted model, not a curated record. Lineage: Eukaryota; Fungi; Ascomycota; Eurotiomycetes; Eurotiales; Aspergillaceae.